AUGAGCAUAGCGAGAUAUGCUCAGCGUGUCGCCUACCAUUGGAAGCGAACUAAAGCCCAGCAGCAAUCCAUGCGUUAUGCUUACUCACACGAGCACCUGGAGCGUAAGCAGCUGCAAGAACAACUCGGUACACUGAAAUCUCGACUUGCAGCUCUCGAGCUUGUAAAAGUUCAGUUGCAGAAGUGGGAGGCCAGAAAGCCGGCGAUCAAUCAUUACCUGAAUAUCGUGCACGACAUGGCGAAUGAUAUGGCCGAUUUACGCCUGCAGCUUAAACGCCUCGGCUACAAUGCACCUGGAAAGAGCUAUGCCUUCAACGGUAAUGCUCAGAACGAUGGAUCAGAAGCCCAGCACGCUGCCGAGACCGCUACCAGGCCCCAAGCCAUUGAGUUCAACAGCUCUUCGACGACGGCUGAAUUGGACCACUCAUCGUCAUCGCACAAGCGGAAGCCAAUGGACCGGCCUUUCGAGCGUCGGAUAAAGCCUGCUCCUUUUGGUCAGAGCGGCUGGGCUGACAGCAGAGAUGUGAUGCCGCCACCUGCGAUGAGUCGUGCUGUCCCACAGUCUGAACAAAACCCGCAUGGUACAGAUGUACAUCAGUAUGACCGCAUGCAAUUCAGUGUGCCAACCCGGGCAACCCAAGUAUACGAGGAAAACACGGCUGCCGGUCAUGGUGCGCAGGAAGUUCGAGACGCGCCUGCUGCGAUGUCAUUCCAACCACCUGACCAUCAGUCUGGAGACGGCAGCCAGCAGUGGCGUGUGAGUGAUAAGAUACCAGUUGCGAGUCCGUCCGGCAGCCGGACUGGUCAACGUCAACUAUGGCCAGCUGCUCUCUCCCAGGAGCAUAACUCUCGACCACAAUUUGCGGAUCAAAUUGGUCGACAGCAUAUCAGACCACAAAUCACAGAGUACGAAGCAGACUAUGGUACACUCUCUCAACAACUUCGUUUCCAACAGGGACCUAUCGCGAGGCCACCUGCUUCCGCGCGUCAAGGCCCCACUUGGAUGAACAACAGUGGCCAUCACGAUCCAAUGCAGAUGACACCGUCACCUCAGAGAUACGGUACGAAGCCUGCACCAUUCAAGUCUGUCAGCAGUCCAUUCUUUGCGCGAAGGGCCUCAAGCCAGGCCAACGCUGAUCAAGCACCUGUGGAUUAUAUAAAUGCGCCAUCGAGCCAGAGGACCUUUGAGCGCCAGACUGCAGGCUUUCUUAACCAUGCUGCAGCAGGACACAAUACUGCCAGUCCAUUCAAUCGCCAAGCACAGCCUCCCGACUUCACUACCUUCAAACAUGAACACUACUCUAAUAACAUCGAGCCCCACCACAACCAGACGCAGGUUCGGGCAGCGUCUCGUGGCUCAGCAUGGCGCGGCGAAUCGAUUCUACAAACGCCACGCAACUCACAUGGUCUUUUCCGACGCCCGGAUAGGUUGCCUUCGCCUCAGCCAGUGUACGCACCCUCUCGACCUCGACCGACUGCACGAGUCUCUCUCCCUCCCAGUCAGCACAACAACGUGCCGUCCAGAUUGCAUCAGGAGCAUGCCUUAUCCCAAAUACGUGGUGUAAGAGGAGCUAGCUCGCAAGACUUCCGGCCUGGCCAGAACCAUAGAGGACCGUUGUACGACCCACCGCCACCACCGGUCUCCUCUGCUGGUGGUCGUCGCAGUGUCAGACGCUGA
Messenger RNA from Recurvomyces mirabilis, 1677 nucleotides. RefSeq lists its product as uncharacterized. The transcript has 3 exons. The coding region runs from base 1 to 1677 and encodes 558 amino acids. The record is from RefSeq and is a predicted model, not a curated record. NCBI's taxonomy places the organism in Eukaryota, Fungi, Ascomycota, Dothideomycetes, Mycosphaerellales, Teratosphaeriaceae.